UGCGUGGCUCCCGGAGUGCAGCAAUCGGCGUUGCGCUGUGUCCCUCGGACACAGCGGUUUACCAAUCCAUGAAAAGACCCGAAGUAAUGGCUCGGUCAUGUGAUCAGCUGUGUCCAAUCAGCUGAUCACAUAGGGGACAUGUAUACUGAUCAUCAGUGACCUGAUGAUCAGUGUGCCCUGAUGAUCAAUGUAGCCCCAGCAGCGCCACCUGUCAGUGUUUAUCAGUGCCAGCUCUCAGUGCUCAUCAAUGCCACCUGCCAGUGCCCAUCAGUGCCACAUCAAUGCCACAUAUCAGUGCCCAUCUGAGCUGCCUUUCAGUAUCACCCAUCAGUGCCAGGCAGUGCCACCUAUCAGUGCUGCCAAUCAGUGCCAGUCUGUGCCGCCUAUCAGUGCCAGUCAGUGUUGCCUAUCAGUGCCAUAUAUGAGUGCUGCCUUUCAGUGCCCAUCAGUGAUGCCUGUCAAUGCCCAUCAGUGCCACCUACCAAUGCCUCCUCAUCAG
This is a messenger RNA of Staurois parvus, 499 nucleotides long. Lineage: Eukaryota; Metazoa; Chordata; Amphibia; Anura; Ranidae. The record is from the annotation of a GenBank genome assembly.